Messenger RNA from Prorocentrum cordatum, 351 nucleotides. Lineage: Eukaryota; Dinophyceae; Prorocentrales; Prorocentraceae. The record is from the annotation of a GenBank genome assembly.
AUGAUGCCAGAGGCUGUCUCCCCGAGCGAGCGCGCAGCUGCCGCAAGCUGCCGCCAGCGGCAGUCAGUCCUUCGAAUUCGUAUACAGUUCCCAGGCUGCGCUGAGUGGAGCACGUCCACCGUGCUGGCCAGGAGGUAUUGCUGCAUGUUUGUAUGCACGGUGCGCGCCGAGUGGUGCACGUCCACCGUGCUGGCGGUGGACGUGCGCGGCGUGCGCCGAGAGUGGGCCCCGCACGCCGUGGCGACAACAUUCAUAUUCUGUGUCGUGCCAGUGCGAGCUCUGCCGUUUACCGUGGUUCAUCGCCACCCUGGACCGCGGCGCAUCGCCAUCACAUCUGACCAGGUGGGCUAG